AUGUUCCCUUGGACCCCUGGUCAGCAACUGCAAAUACGGUAUCCUGGUGGCCAAUGGAUGACUCCUGGCAUGGAAUUAGACAUUCGACAGACCAGCGUGAUUCCAGAGAUUAGUAGCAUGAACCUCCAAUGCAACAAAAAAUACAUGAUCUUCUUCAUCGACCUCGACGCUAUCCUACCAGGAACUCGUAUUCAAUCAGUCAUUCUACACUGGUACCAACCCAAUCUCAUGAUAGAUUGCACAAAGCCAUCACCACCUUCCUCACUCGUUCCUGGCCAGGACCAUGGGGACAAGCAUCGCCCAGCAGCCUCGUACAUAGCCCCUCGUGCACCACCAAAUACUCACCACCGUUACGUGUAUCUCCUUUUUGGACAGCCUCCAGCCUAUCAAUUUCCCGACUGCUUCUCACAUGUGUUCCCAGAGACUGUUAGCGCCCGCGCCGGAUUCGAUAUCAGGGAGUUUGUGCAGGCAGCAGGGUUGGACCCUCCAAUUGGCAUGAACUAUUUCAUUGGUAGUCAUGGACCUGCCGAAGGCGAGACAACUACCAUGCCUCAGAGUCCGACGACAACCUCGUUCCGUUCCGUGGAUUGUCCCACGAGGACGGAUAGUUUUGUGUAA
Penicillium hordei is the source of this 618-nucleotide messenger RNA. Its product is annotated as YbhB/YbcL family Raf kinase inhibitor-like protein. Lineage: Eukaryota; Fungi; Ascomycota; Eurotiomycetes; Eurotiales; Aspergillaceae. Gene Ontology annotation, biological process: regulation of Ras protein signal transduction; regulation of proteolysis. Gene Ontology annotation, molecular function: phospholipid binding; peptidase inhibitor activity. The record is from RefSeq and is a predicted model, not a curated record. The transcript has 2 exons. The coding region runs from base 1 to 618 and encodes 205 amino acids.